CAGCCGCCCACUCCCCGCCCGCCAGCCCGCCUCCUUCCAGCCGAGCGCCGUCUAGCCGCCCCGUCGAGGCGAGGAACGCACCAUGGCGCGCCCCGAGUGCCCGCUGCCGCCGAAGCCGCGCUGGCUCUUCUCGCUCCUGGGGCUCUUCGCCUUUGCCCUGUUGCUGGAGGGACGCGGCGGCGGCGCCGCGCCCUUGCAAGGCGGCGAGGGAGCGCCUCCGAUGGCCAAGAUCUACCCUCGGGGCAGCCACUGGGCAGUGGGGCACUUUAUGGGCAAGAAGAGCAGUGGAGAUUCUCCUUAUAUAUAUGAAGAACGAAAUGAGCCCUCCUUCUCUUUGCUACCUGAUAACAUCAAGCAGCUGGGAGACUAUCUGCACUGGGAGGAGACAUUCAAGCAGUUCCUCCGGCUUCUCGAGGGGAACGAAAACCACGGCUCUCAAGUUCUCAGGGAAGAAUUGCCAUUUCUUGCCAAGAGCACUUGGGGGGUGGAGGACAACGGCAGCCUCAAAGAUAUGAUGGAUUAUCUGCUGCAAGCGAUGGAUAGAAAAGAAAGCUCUCUGAGUUGAAGUGACUGCUUUCCAGCACCGAAGGCAUAGAAUAAUAUCCUUAAGAAAGAGACUAUUGGUUUCAUAAGCAUUUUAUUGUAUAUGAUAACUGAUUAUUAAAAAAAAAAACCUUUUGUGUUAAGCAAGAUUUUUCCUUUGGCAUAAAAAUGACCUGCUCACUUGUAUUCCUAAUACUGGUGACACUCUUUGGCAGUGGGUAGCCUUUUUCUCAUUUGAACUGCUUUGUCAUAUAACAGCCUUCGCCAGCCUGGCGCCCUCCAGAUAUUUUGGACUGCAACUCCCAUCAGGCCCAGCCAGCAUGGCUGUGCUGGCUGGGGCUGAUGGGGGUCCCAGUCCAAAACAUCUUGAGGGCGUCAGGUUGGCAAAGGAUGUUGUACAUCAUUGUCAAUGAAGGGUCUUCCAAUCCUCUGAUGGUACGUUGCCAUUCUUCUCGCUGCAAUCACUUUGUCUUUUUGUGUUAACAAUCAUUUGACAUUUUUCAACA
Rhineura floridana is the source of this 1049-nucleotide messenger RNA. RefSeq names its product gastrin releasing peptide (gene GRP). Gene Ontology annotation, molecular function: neuropeptide hormone activity. Gene Ontology annotation, biological process: neuropeptide signaling pathway. The transcript is spliced from 3 exons. The record is from RefSeq and is a predicted model, not a curated record. NCBI's taxonomy places the organism in Eukaryota, Metazoa, Chordata, Lepidosauria, Squamata, Rhineuridae. The coding region runs from base 83 to 565 and encodes 160 amino acids.